AUGUCAGGUGGUGUAACUAGGAGCGUGUUGAUCGACCUUACAGAUAUCGUAGUCUUGCUCACUUUAGGAGGGUAUUGGAUGAUUUGCAAGAAGGACAAAUAUGGAGCCUUGAACUUUCUCAAGAAGUUAGACUCUAUGUGUCUGAUACAAAACAUAUGGAAUGCUCUGGGAGGAGACCAAACUCUAUUACUACAAGCAAUAGCUGACCUAAUGAAAUCGUGCCGAUCGGAGAUAAGGCCCAUACCAUCACGUGUCACAACAUAUUGUCGCAAGUUACUAAAAAAAAAGUACCAAGCCUCAGAUGUCUCUCCAUCAACUAUCGCAAAUGCAAUAGGCACGAUGUUGUUAUUGCCAUCCUUGCCCAUAGAAGGAGGAGAAACUGGACGUGCGUUCUUUGUGUUUGGAGACUCGCUGGUUGACAGUGGAAACAACAAUUACUUGCCAACUACUGCGCGCGCCGACACUCUUCCUUACGGCGUCGACUACCCUACUCAUCACCCCACCGGUCGCUUCUCCAACGGCUUCAACCUCCCUGACCUCAUUAGCCAGCGUAUUGGUUCCGAAGCAGCAUUACCAUACUUGAGCCCGGAAAUGAGAGGACAAAACUUGUUGCUUGGUGCCAAUUUUGCCUCCGCAGGAGUUGGAAUCCUUAACGACACCGGUAUCCAAUUUGAGGGGAUAUUAAGAAUAUACCAGCAGUUUGCAUUGUUCCAACAAUACCAAGAACGGUUAGGUUUUGAAGUAGGGGCAGAGGAGGCAGAGAGAAUAGUGAAUGGAUCAUUGAUACUAAUAACACUUGGUAGCAACGACUUUGUUAACAACUAUUUCUAUCCACCAAACUCUGCUAGGUCUCUCCAAUUCACUAUUCCCAAAUUCUGCUCCUAUGUUAUCUCUGAGUACAGAAAAAUCCUUAUGAGGUUAUAUGAGUUGGGAGGAAGAAAAGUGCUUGUGACAGGAACUGGCCCAUUGGGCUGCAUUCCUUCACAGCUUGCAGAGAGAAGCAUAAAUGGAGAUUGUGUGUCACAGAUUCAAGAAGCUUCACAAAUUUUCAACCAGCUUCUAAUUAAAAUGACCACAGAACUCAACAACCAACUAACCUCACCGGUUUUUAUUGUUGUCAAUGCCUUCCGAAUUAACAUGGAAUUCAUCAAUCACCCUCAAAGAUUUGGUUUUGUUUCAUCAAAGAUUGCAUGUUGUGGGCAAGGUCGUUUCAAUGGAAUAGAAGGAUGCACCUCCUUCUCAAGCCUAUGCUCAAACCGUGAUCUUUAUGUAUUUUGGGAUUCUUUUCACCCAUCUCAACAUGCUUGGGAGAUUCUCGCGAAUUACAUCUUCAAUGGAACCACUAAUUAUAUGAGCCCUAUGAACCUUACUACCAUCUUGGCCAUGGACUCCAACUUCUAUUAA
This is a messenger RNA of Arachis stenosperma, 1404 nucleotides long. Its product is annotated as GDSL esterase/lipase At4g28780-like. The record is from RefSeq and is a predicted model, not a curated record. Gene Ontology annotation, molecular function: hydrolase activity, acting on ester bonds. NCBI's taxonomy places the organism in Eukaryota, Viridiplantae, Streptophyta, Magnoliopsida, Fabales, Fabaceae. The transcript is spliced from 7 exons. Bases 1 to 1404 code for a protein of 467 amino acids.